Messenger RNA from Peronospora matthiolae, 1263 nucleotides. NCBI's taxonomy places the organism in Eukaryota, Oomycota, Peronosporomycetes, Peronosporales, Peronosporaceae. The record is from the annotation of a GenBank genome assembly.
AUGGUGAUCGCGAUCACCAAGUAUUUCGACUGGCCACUGGACCAACUCGAUGUGGUGACAGCCUUUCUCUACGGAGUGAUGAAGGAGAAGGUGUACUGCGUGAUACCAGAAGGCGUCGAGAUGGAUGGCGACUUCGACUAUCUCGAGUUGGUGAAGGCGAUCUACGGUCUCAAGCAAGCUUCACGUGUGUGGAACGAGACUUUCGACGAGUUCGUAUGCUCCAUCGGUUUCGAAGCGUCGGCGUUCGACCCAUGUCUCUACAUCAAGGUUGUCGACGGUCACUGUGUGCUCGUGCUGGUCUACGUGGAUGACGUGUUGGUCACCGGCAGCUCGCUCGAGUUGAUUGCGCAGACGAAGGCCGACCUCAAGACGCGUUUCGAGAUGACCGACAGUGGCAAGUGUACUUUUGUACUGGGCAUCGAACUGGUGGACGAAUCGGAUGGCAGCGUGACAAUGUGCCAGCGACGGUAUGUCAACGACAUCCUCAAGCGCUUCGGCAUGGAUGAGUGCAAGGCCACAGCAAGUCCGGUCGACUUGAGCACUCGGCUUGUCGCAAGCACCGAAGCGGCCAAGAUCGACGUUCCGUUUCGUGAAGCUGUGGGAGCUUUGAUGCACUUGACGACUGCGACGCGCCCGGACAUUGCGUAUGCUGUGGGGUACGUCUCGCGCUUCAUGGAGAAUCCGCAGCAAGAACAUUGGACGGCGGUGAAGCGCAUCUUUCGUUACUUGCAAGGGACCAAGUCGCACGGACUCCGCUUCCAGCCAAGCGACAAGAUCGACUUUCGUGGCUACUCGGACGCGGACUGGGCCGGCGACCACGCUGAUCGCAAGUCGACUUCGGGUUACACUUUCAUGCUGAUGGGUGCUCCUGUGAGUUGGGGAAGCAAGAAGCAGUCAAGUGUGUCGCUGUCGACGAGUGAAGCGGAAUACAUCGCACUGAGUCUGGCCAUCCAGGAAGGCAAGUGGGUGCAUCGCCUGCUAUGCGAGAUUUUGGCGGCCGCAAACGAACCAGGACCGGACCUCGUCAUCCGUGAAGACAACCAGUCGUGCAUCAAGAUGACGAAGAAUCCGGUGAAUCAUGGCCGCGCCAAGCACAUCGACAUCAAGUACCAUCACAUCCGUGAUGAGGUCAAGCGCGGGGAAGUGCAGCUCGAGUAUUGCGAGACUUCCGUGAUGAUGGCGGACAUCAUGACCAAGGGACUUUCGGGACCUCGUCACAAGGACUUGACGACGGCUCUCGGCAUUCGUGCGAGUUCGGAUUGA